Messenger RNA from Notechis scutatus (mainland tiger snake), 2125 nucleotides. RefSeq names its product caspase activity and apoptosis inhibitor 1 (gene CAAP1). NCBI's taxonomy places the organism in Eukaryota, Metazoa, Chordata, Lepidosauria, Squamata, Elapidae. The record is from RefSeq and is a predicted model, not a curated record. Gene Ontology annotation, biological process: regulation of apoptotic process.
UCCAGCUGAGCCUAACGCGCGGAUCACUGAUCCCGCCAUUCGCGAGAUGGCUUUUUGAUGCGGUUAUUUAUUUAUUUAUUUUUCAAAAGCCUUUAAAAGGAACUGCCACCGUUUCGGGGAGGCGGGCGCCAUGACGGGCCGUAAAUUCUCUAAAGAGAAGAAGCGACAUCGCUCCCGUUUAAGCGGCCCAGAGGAAGGAGGAGGCGGCGGCGGCGGCGGCAGCAGCGAAAGGAAACGGCGGAGCACCGAAGCAACCCGCGGCCUUCCGGAGGAAACGAAGUGUAUUGCUCAGGUUCCAGAAAAGAAAGAUGUGGUAGAAGAGCCCAGUGACAUAGAAGAAGGUGGACUAGAUCUGACUGUGCAAUUGAAGCCUGUCAGUUUCUAUAUUACGGACAAGAAGGAAAUGCUUCAGCAAUGCUUUUAUAUCAUAGGGGAGAAGAAAUUGCAGAAGAUGUUGCCUGAUGUUUUAAAGAACUGUUCUAUAGAAGAAAUUAAAAGGCUUUGUCUUGAACAAUUGGACCUUAUGUCUGAAAAGAAGUUACUGAAAAUUCUUGAAGGUGAGAGUGGGGCGGAUUCUGACAGUGAUGAGGAGAUCAAUGGUAGUGAAGAAAAGACAAUAGUCGAAUCAGCCAGUCAGCAGGACAAUAGCAUAGAUUCUACUUCUUCUUUGAAGGAAGAAAACAAAUUGGAAGGGCUGGAUUCAAAACAAGGCAAAGGAGAAGAUAGCGAUAUUCUCAGCAUCAAUGCAGAUGCAUACGACAGCGACAUCGAAGGACCAUGCAACGAAGAAGAUAAUCCAGAUGUGCCAGAACGGACGGUUGGAAGUGGAGACAGUCAGAUAGAUGACCUUCAGAAAGACAUUGAGAAAAGCGUCAAUGAAAUCCUGGGGCUUGCUGAAUCCUCCCCAAAGGAUUCCAAGGCGGCAGCUUUAGCAGUUCCUCCAACAGAUGAUGUUCAGCCAUCAGCACAGCAGCUGGAACUCCUGGAGCUUGAGAUGCGAGCAAGGGCUAUUAAGGCCCUUAUGAAAGCUGGAGAUGUAAAAAAAUAGCCGCAGGGCUGUUUCAUUUGUUAGAUAGUUGGAUUUGCUCUGAUGAGUGUAGGGUCAGCUUCUUUCCACUCUACAGUCUAUUUGGACUAGUUUUGAUAUUCCUCAUUCAAGCCCUUUGGGGGUAUUCUAGCUCAUAGCUGAAAUAGUUGGCAGCAGUUUAUCAGGGCCGUCAGUCUGCUUCUGUGACUUAUAUAAAUGGAUUGGUUUGAUGCUGUGUUUUUUUUCCCCAGCUGUUCUUUUCCCCCCAGUUUGGAUUAGAUUAUUUCCCAACGUGAAUUGGAAACAGUCAUUGGCAGUAUGGAUUCAGCUAAGCCCUGUUGCUCUACAGACCAGAAUAAUCCCAGGAUUGGCUCUAGCUUUUGAGGAGUUGAACCUUUGGUUGUUUUUAGGUAGCAGCUAUAACUGAAGGGAAGUAAAAUGUAGAAGCACCACACAUUUAAGAGAGUAUAGACAAGAAGAAUAUCUUGCGUCAUCAUAAUCAUUUAUGAUGCUUUGUGAUUGCUUUGGUGCCAGCAACAAAUGUUUAUAACUCUAUAUGGUUUGAAAUUAAAUUUAAUCCAUGUCCCUCUUAAUGGUGACCUUGGACAUCUCUGUGUUAUCUUAUAUUCUAUACAGGUUAUACUUGUUCAAUGACUGUUCAAAAUUACAGUGGAACUGAAUGAGGGGACCUAUGACCAGUCCUUGAAGUUGCAGUCAUUGCAGCAUCCCCGUGGUUAUGUGAUCACGAUGCGGGUGCUCAAGCACCUGGGCGAGCUGCAGUCACAUGGUCGCCAUUUGCAACCUUUCCUGCUAGCUUGCCACAAGCAAAGUCAAUGGAGAAGCUGGCAGGGAAAGUCACAAACAAUUUUGCAAGUUGCUCUUGCUGCUUUUUCUCCUGAGGAACCCCAUUAGGGAGUAUGAGAUACCAGGGAUUUUGUACUCCAUAGCGUUUCCCAACCACCCUUUCCAGUGCCUACUCCUGGUUCUUGCCAGGCGGCUCACCACUCCCCAUUGGCCACCUGCAGUACCCUCCAUGCUCCUUAUCUGCAUAGUCAUUAAAGGUUACAUAGGGUUACAAAGGCAACUGGGAUUACUGGG